AUGUGCAGUGGCAUGCACCGUGGGGUGCUACCGGGGGACGCGGGAGCUGAGGUGGGGCCCAGCCCUGCUCACGGGCUCCUUUCCUGUUGGCAGGAGCCGAAUAACCUGAAGGCCCGGAACUCCUUCCGCUACAAUGGCCUGAUCCAUCGCAAGACGGUCGGGGUGGAGCCAGCCGCCGACGGCAAGGGCAUUGUGGUGGUGCUGAAGAAACGGGCAGGUCAGCGCAAGCCAGCCACGUCCUAUGAGAAGACGACCAUUAAUAAGAACGCCCGGGCCACCCUCAACAGCCUGCGUCACAUCAUUCGCAAGAACAACUACCGCAAGGACCUGCGCAUGGCCGCUCUGCGCCGCGCCAGCGCCAUCCUGCGGAGACAGAAGCCGGUGGUGGUGAAGAAGAAGAGAACUCGGGCUACCAAGACUGCGUGAAGGGCGCUCGUGUCCCAAUAAAGCGUUCAAACCAG
This is a messenger RNA of Pelodiscus sinensis (Chinese soft-shelled turtle), 461 nucleotides long. Lineage: Eukaryota; Metazoa; Chordata; Testudines; Trionychidae. The record is from RefSeq and is a predicted model, not a curated record.